Bufo gargarizans (Asiatic toad) is the source of this 4950-nucleotide messenger RNA. Its product is annotated as transient receptor potential cation channel subfamily V member 6-like. Gene Ontology annotation, biological process: calcium ion import across plasma membrane. Bases 349 to 2541 code for a protein of 730 amino acids. Gene Ontology annotation, molecular function: protein binding; calcium channel activity. The transcript has 15 exons. Gene Ontology annotation, cellular component: membrane. Lineage: Eukaryota; Metazoa; Chordata; Amphibia; Anura; Bufonidae. The record is from RefSeq and is a predicted model, not a curated record.
UCCAAGAGCCCGAGCUCCUCAAGGAACCCACAGGAAACCUUGUUUUUAAAUCUUUCACAUUGUAACAAACUCCAAGGAUUUUAGAACUUUGAGAUUCUUUUAUUUACAAAUUUUCAUUCCAGAUUUUACCCUGAACUUUUUACAAAUGUCCCUAAUUUUAGGGCACUUUAUCUAGUGUUUUGUUCCUUGAAGUGGGUCCAGACCCCUCAUGAGUGACCGACCAGGUGUAAAGGAAUGAAGUAAAGGCAUCUGAGAUUGAUUUGCCACCACGGUUCGUGAGUCAGGAGGAGAAGGAAAAAGGGAAGCAGAUUCUUUAAUUAUUUUUUUUAGGGUGACCCUGAUUUAGCGAUGGGGCUCUUCUACUGCGACAAGUCCGUUGGCAUCACUAGUAAUGUAUGGAAUGGGAUUAAGUGCCAGAUCCAGAGUCGAGCACCUGAGUGGCUGGAGCUGGACGAGAUCCACAUGUUACAGCAGAAGCGGAUCCGAGAGUCUCCUUUACUGAGUGCAGUCAAAGACAAUGACAUUGGGGCUCUCAGGAAACUACUGGAAUGCCCAUCAACUGACCUGUAUGUGAGAGGAGCGGUAGGAGAGACCGCACUUCACGUGGCUGUUUCUUAUGAUAACCUGGAGGCUGCUAAAAUAGUUCUAGAGGCUGCACCAGAUCUGAUUGACCAACCCUUCACCUCUACCCUUUAUGAAGGACAAACAGCACUUCAUAUUGCAGCUGUCAAUCAAAACGUCAAUUUGGUGAAACUACUGAUUGAAAAAGGGGCUGAUGCCUGUUCCCCCCGAGCCAUCGGCACCUUCUUCUCUCAAAACUCGGGCAACCUAUUUUACUUUGGGGAACACAUUCUGUCUUUCGCUGCUUGCACUGGCAACGAGGCCAUUGUCCGUCACCUUAUCGAGAACGGAGCCAGCAUUCAGGCUCAAGAUUCGCACGGUAAUACCAUACUCCAUAUUCUGGCCCUACAACCUAACCAGACCUUUUCCUGCCAGAUGUUCGAUCUCAUACUGUCCUAUGAUGACAAAGAAAACAAUGAUGUGGACCUUCUAACAAUCCCUAAUUAUAUGGGUCUUACUGCCUUCAAAUUAUCUGCUGCUGAGGGAAAUAUUGUUGUGUUUCAACAUCUAUUAAAUAAACGGAAACAGAUCCAGUGGAGUUUUGGCCCAGUGAUAUCCGUCUUGUAUGAUCUUUCGGGGAUAGACUCUUGGGGAGAAGAGCAGUCGGUGUUAGAACUUGUGGUGUCUUCCAGAAAGAGAGCAGCUCGCCAUAUCCUUGACCUUACACCUGUGAAAGAACUUGUCAGUCUGAAGUGGAGGAGCUGUGGACGACCAUACUUCUGGUUUUUGGCGGCAGUCUAUGUCUUGUAUAUGAUCUGCGUGACUAUGUGUUGCAUUUACAGACCUCUUAAACCCAUUCCACAUAAGUCGAACGUGUCUAGAGAUGCAACCAUCUUAAUUCAAAAACCUCUUCAUGAGUCGUACAGGACCUACCAGGAUGACCUUCGUCUUGCAGGGGAACUAAUUAGUGUUUUGGGGGCAAUUGUUAUACUACUGCUUCUGAUUCCUGAUCUGCUCAGGGUUGGAGCCACAAGAUAUUUUGGACAGACUGUCCUUGGUGGUCCAUUUCACAUAAUCAUAAUUGUUUUUGCCUCUAUGGUAUUGGCAGUUUUGGUCAUGAGGUUGACCAACAGUGAUGGUGAAGCCAUUCCUAUGUCCGUGGCACUGGUGCUUGGCUGGUGUUACAUCAUGUAUUUCACACGUGGUUUUCAGAUGCUUGGACCAUUUACCAUCAUGAUACAAAAGAUGAUAUUUGGAGAUCUGUUGCGCUUUUGUUGGCUAAUGGCUGUGGUUAUUCUUGGCUUUGGUGCUGCUUUCUUUGUGAUAUUUCAAACUGAAGACCCUGAAGAACUGGGACAAUUUAUGUCAUACUCUAUAUCUCUGUUCAGCACAUUUGAACUCUUCCUGACCCUCAUCGAUGCUCCGGCAAAUUACGGUGUAGACUUGCCAUUCAUGUUCAGUGUUAUGUACUCGGCGUUUGCAGUAGUCGCUGCUCUUCUGAUGUUGAAUCUUCUCAUUGCCAUGAUGGGGGACACACAUUGGCGUGUGGCUCAUGAAGGAGAUGAGCUAUGGAGAGCUCAGGUUGUAGCCACAACUAUAAUGCUAGAAAGAAAAAUGCCAAAGUCCCUUUGGCCUCGUAUCGGCAUUAGCGGCAAGGAUUUCGGUUUAGAAGACUCGUGGUAUCUCCGAGUCGAGGAGCGCAAAGAUUUAGACAAGCUCAAAAUUACAAGGAUUACAGAUGCCUUUAAAAAUAAUGAGGAUGAUGAAGAUGCAGAAAUUGAAUCUUUGGUAAUGGAUCUCCCUGGAGAUGAGCUCAAGACUAAGAGGGUGUCUAUAAGUGAAACUCCCGCUUUGCUCCGAAAAUUUUCUCAGAGAAGAUCGAGCAAAGGUUGGCAUAUUCUUAAAAGAGCCUCAACUGGCCAGCUACAAGGCAAAGUCAACUAUGCCCUUGAUAUCGAUGAGGAUGUGUACGAUGUGUAAGGUGAAUGCUUCUUUUAUACUGAACAGACUCAAAGCUCUGCUGGAUCUAGGUUUAAUCUGUCUAUACAAGGAAAACUGAUCCUUACUGCUUUGUAUUAUUUCAAAACUUGGGUAACCUAGGCUUCACUAAAAGAAGAAAAUCCAUCUGACAAUGUUCAAACUGAGUAUAUCUCAUGAAUCUUGGAAUGUCUAUGGCUUAUGAGGAGCAAGGAAUCUUCCCUGAGCAACAUGAGGUUUGAAUGUGACUCAUCGUCCUUGGAUAACCCUGGCUACUUGAAGAACAUCUUGCCGAUUAUUCUAUCUAGAUUUAUGAUGUUGGAUUUGUUCUUGCAAACACACCCAAAUCCUAAUUCAACUUUUGAUUAAAAAACGUUAAGUAAUUUAAGCUGUUCAACGGAGACUUUCACUAACCCACCUAAUGAAUUAAAUCUUACAGUCAAUCUCGGAAUGCCAUGAAUUCUUCAUCACCAUGGUCUUACCAUUAUGUUUAAGUAAACAUUCCCUGGUGCCAUAAUCCAUGGAUGGAGCUACUGUAUAAUGGAAAGAACUUGACCAUAGGCUGGCAUGUUGUAUCAGCAAUUAGCACUUUAGGUAAACUCUUUCGAGAAGACAUUCCCAAUGAAGGAGGCAUGACUGUCUUUACAUCCUUUUUCUUGUUACAUGAACUCUUAAAAUAGAUUGAGAGGUUAAGAUUUUGGGAAUGUCCCCCCCCCCCACCCAUAUGCUUGAGAUUGAUGGCUUGAUUGUCAGAAUCAGUUUCCAUGUACAUGAGAUUUUACCGAGUAUAGACAGGCCAUAUUAAUCAUCUAAGUUCUUUGUAGUGUUUUAGAAGAAAACCAAACCACCAGGUGUCUUUCCUUGAUACAGGACAUAUUGUGUGAUGUUUUAAAAAGUAAAAACUGAACUAGAACUCAUACACAUAUGUAGCAUAAAUUAAUGUAUAUGUAGCAGACCUAUCUUGUGAGCUCUCAGCGGGCAUGAAAACUUUUAGUUUGCCAAUUACUUUAAUGCUCAUGCUUAAAUGGUUGUCCGCUGACUGCUCAUUUGCCCAACAGCUAUCCCUCCAGACCAACAUAUAAACAUGCAUGCUCUGCUUAGGUUAGGUUUACAGGUUUUCUGAAUGAUGAGAGGUUCCUCACACCUCCAUAAAGUAUCUGGCAUCACACGACUAAUCAUGGUCUAUCGGGGUCUAUUAUAUAUAGAGAGAGUGUUAUCCUUAUUAGUUCAACAGGGGUUACCGAUCUAUUCCGUGCGAUGAUGAUCCCGUCCUUCUGUCCUCCACCUAUCCAGAGGAUAGGUCAUCAGUAAGAAGAUAUCAUAAAUUCCUUUUAAAGGCUAAUCAAUAAGUUAUUAUUUUUCAUCACUACCACCCCAAGGUCUUCGUCUUCUCCUUGGACAUGAGGAUCCAGCUGCUUCUCUUUUAGGAGAACAUAGCUAUGUAGACCAUGGGAUUUUCCACCACUCCCCAUUCUUGAUUGCUGUUAUGGUGCUCAUGUAUAGGAAUGUCCUGUGCCGAAUUAGACCACCAAUGAUGAUAGAACCAACCUAAGCUCAGCUCCCAUCUCCAUAGAUCCUAUACCAGUCCAAUGGGAUACCUUUUUCAUAUGUCCACCAUUGGCUAAUGUUGGAAAUCAACUGGGGAAAUAUGAUAUUUUAAUAAAAAUGAUAUGACCGGUAUAAAGGUUUUGUGUAAGUAAGGUAAACACUUAGUUCAGGCUUGUGAUAGUCUGAUGCUAGUGUAUCUAAUCCUCGGCACAUGUGUUUAUAGUCACGGAUUACUGAUCGGAGAAUAAUCUCAUUAAUCCAUACACGAUGCUCCCCAGAGCUAAUAUUUACUAAUGGCUCUUCUUAUAGUACAGAACACAGCUGUCUUCUGUACUUAUUUCAGAUGUUUGUUGGUUUUCUGCUGGGCAGGUCAAUCUUGGCAGGGUCAAUAUCUAUAUAGUGUAUACUCAUGUGGCAUGACUCAUUAUAGUCUUGGCUCAGUCUAUUCUUCUCAAGACUGCUCAGGUAUCUGCCCUAUAUAACCUACAAUUAUGUAACUGAUUUCUUGCUGAUGUACAGUAUAUUGGAACUAUAACAUGCUUUAAGGGAAUUGGACACCACGACCUGGUUCCUUUUAAAUGAGGGGCGGACUGGGAACUUAAAGUGGCCCUGGAAAAAAAUAAAUAAAAGUAGCCCCAUUUUGUAGGCAAAUUAACAGAAGGCGGGACAACACAGGUAGACCAUAGUGCAAAAUACCACCCCUGCAGAACCAAAUCACACAGUGUGGCACAAUCUACUGUCCCAAAAGCUGGCCCUCUGGUGGUCAUCAAUGGCUACCAUCUUCUGUCCUACUUCUCCAGUUGUCUAUGGAGCACGGGGCUUAGGAGGUGAGGUGAAGUGAGGUGCACAAUUGACACUUUAAGC